AGAAUUUAUGUACGCCUCCUACUUGUUUAUACCGAAAGAGAAAUCGGAAAACAACGACGCGAAGCAACGUUGCGUUCGUGCGGUACAUUUUUUUGGUGGAGCAGAUGGAUGGUAAUGAACGAUGGGUACCCCGGAGUCGGGUCUGUCGAAAGAAAUGAAAAAAAAAAAACCGGGAUUAAGAAAAUGGAAAGGGUACGAGACGCGGAUUACAAAUGGUGGCGAUGUCGGCGAGAGGCGCUGGGACGGGGAACAGGUUUAACAUCGGUUACUUACGCCGAAAAGCGGAAAAACGCAAUGGCCUCUCCUAAUGACACGAUUUCGGACUUCCGUGAGGGAUCACAAAUAUUGAAAACCCUAGAGAAUCGCUUCUCUCUUUUACAACCCUAUUACCUGCUCCGAGAAGUGUGGGAAGGUCGGUCGAAGGAGCAGAUGGCAAGAAACGGUUAUUAACAGAGAAAUAACAAGUCGUGAAAUCGAGUUUUCGAGAGGAGCGCGCGCGCGCGGCGCGCAGCGUAGAUUGAAAAACAGGGAGGAAAUUUGUAAGAAGCACUCGAAUCGGGUGGUAUGCAGCGCGAUAUAGGCGGGCUGCGCGGGUCGAUGACCGUAGAGUAACGCGAAUAACGUGCUUUGUUAAGGGCAGGUGUAGGAGACGGCGUUGGUGGUGGUGGUGGCGGCGGUGGUGACAGGGACGAGUAGAAAACGAGGGCGGAGGAAUCGAAGCCGCACACGAGAC
This is a messenger RNA of Ceratina calcarata, 733 nucleotides long. RefSeq lists its product as uncharacterized. Lineage: Eukaryota; Metazoa; Arthropoda; Insecta; Hymenoptera; Apidae. The transcript has 3 exons. The record is from RefSeq and is a predicted model, not a curated record. The coding region runs from base 109 to 450 and encodes 113 amino acids.